CUAAAUCGACUCCACCCUUAGAUUGAUUAGAGUUUCUAAUUACUAGUCAUAUUAUUAAUCGUAGAAAUUCAAAUUGAACAUUCGCUCUUCUGUGUCAAUAAUUUAGUGCUCUUCCAUUUAUUACUUACAGUGUAUUUUUGUUUUAUUUUUUCAUGAUUUUGCAAUCACAUAACGGUACCUUACUUGUCCAGAUUAGUGGGGCUUGUUGGGUGAACUCGAACACGGCCUGAUAUAAAUAAAAUAGUAUUCCAGUAUAAUUACGAUGUUCCUAUUCUCAUGACAUUGCCUAUUUACUCGCGGUUGCAAUGCUUCGGUUUUUGAGUAGAAAACGAGGUCGGAACGACCCAAAAGCUCGUAACAUCAAAGCUGGGGCUGAACGUUUAAACCCUCCAAAUAAGCAUUGUAUGCAAUGCAGGGUUAUGCUUUUAGAUGGUACAGACCUAUGCAUUGAACUGUCGAAAAAAGCUGUUGGUAGUGAUUUAUAUGAACAAGUAUUUUAUUCAUUAGAUUUGAUUGAAAAAGAUUAUUUUGGUCUACAGUUUACUGAUGCUAAUCAUGUUCAGCAUUGGCUUGAUCCUACAAAAGCAAUAAAAAAACAAGUUAGAAUUGGACCACCAUAUACUUUUCGACUACGUGUUAAAUUCUAUUCUUCAGAACCAAAUAUGCUUCGAGAAGAGUUAACUCGUUAUCAGUUUUUUCUUCAACUUAAAUUAGAUAUACACGAAGGGCGACUUGAAUGCCUUCAGAGUACUUGCAUUGAGUUAGCAGCCUUAGCUUUACAAUCUGAGCUUGGUGAUUAUGAUGAAACUUGUCAUACUCCUGCUGUUAUAUCUGAAUUUAGAUUUGUACCAAAUCAAACUGAAGAUAUGGAAAUACAAAUUGUAGAAGAGUUUAAAAAAUGUAAAGGUUUGACUCCAGCUCAAGCAGAAACCAGUUAUUUAAAUAAGGUGAAAUGGUUGGAAAUGUAUGGAGUUGAUAAUCAUACUGUUUUAGGUAAAGAUGGAUGUGAAUAUGCUCUUGGUUUAACACCAACAGGCAUUUUAGUUUUUGAAGGACUUCAAAAAAUUGGACUUUUUUUCUGGCCAAAGAUUGGAAAAUUGGAUUUUAAGAAGAAAAAACUGACUUUGGUAGUUGUAGAAGAUGAUGAUCAAGGACGCGAACAAGAACAUACAUUUGUAUUUCGAUUACAUAAUGAAAAAGCUUGUAAACAUUUAUGGAAAUGUGCUGUUGAACAUCAUGCAUUCUUUAGACUUCGUGCCCCCGUUAAAGGUCCAUCUGCUAGGCAAAAUUUUUUCAGAAUGGGUUCACGGUUUAGAUACAGUGGCAAAACUGAGUUUCAAACAACUMAAUUAAAUAGAGCAAGAAGAACUGUUCAAUUUGAAAGAAGACCAAGUCAACGAUAUGCACGAAGACAAUCGCAUGUUUUAAGAGAAAGACAAAAAGAAAAAASUGAAAAGCCUAAAGCAGAAAAUGAAAAUGAGAAAAUGGAAAACAUUAAUAUUAUGGAUAAACCUCCAACUCCAAUCUUAGAUUCCAAAGAUAUUCAGCUUGAACCAACAUCMUCAUUAACCUCCAACUCUUCUGAUGUUGCUGAAGAUAGGUUAGACUCGUUAUUAAAGAGUUUAAAUAAAGACACUCCUUUAAUAAACAGCAAAAUAAAUGAAUCAAAUUCAAUUGAUAUUAAUAAAACUGAUGAUUUUGGUAAAGAUCAAAAUCAAUCAUCAUCUCCUUUACCGAACAAUCGAAACAUUUCAUUCAAUACUACUCCAAGACCAAUUCCUAAAGAACAUUUAAAGUGCAACAUUUUAAAAGCCAAAGUUGAAGAAGAAAUGAGAAAAUCUCCUUUGUCCAUGUUUGAUCCAUUAUCUAAAGUGACCAACUUACAAGAUAAUAAUUUACUACAUAAUGGGGAAUGCAAUGUUAGUUGUAAAUCAAAUUCUUUUGGGAAAGAACAAGCAACAUUUGUGUCUGUUGGUGGAGACAAACUGACAUUAUCCCUUAAUGGUGGCAUUGCAGCACCAGAAGAAACUAAACAACCAUUGGAUGAGAUACCUAUAACUGAAACAUCUGUGUCUAAAGAUGACCGUAAAAGAUGUGCUACUCCAGUAACAGUGACCCAUUUUUCUUUUGGUGAAUGUGGGAAAUUAGAACAAAGGGUAGUUUCUCCYGAAAGAAGUCCUACAGAAAGUAUGUCAAGCAUUUUGUCCUUACCAUUUAAUGCUACUUCUCCUACUAGCCCUCGUAACCCAUUUUCGGCAAAUCCGUUUAUUGGUGAUUCGCAAACAGCAACGACAAAUCCAUUCUUAUCACCAUCAUCAAAUCCAUUUGCUGAUAAUGGUAUGAAAAAAGAUUCAACUAAUGAUGUUGUAGUUGCUAAUGAAUCAAAUACUGGCAUAAAUGGUAUAACAAAUUCUAAUACUAAGGUAGCUCAAAAAAACCAGGAGCAGCUUACUAAGGUGAAGCCUUUAAAUCAGAUUUCCCCAUGGUUAAUUAGUAGUGGUGCUGAGACUUCAUCUGUACCCAAAAUAAUAACUAGGAAGUCUGUGAUCACAACACAACUUUAAAAAUGGUAUGUAUUUGAGAACUUUAUAUUAUUCACUGUUAUAUCAGAAAUGUUAGAAAUGCUAUUAAGUAUUAAGAAUUUAAUAAUAUGUUAUUUUUUAAUGUUUAUUUUCAAAAUUAAUUUGUGAUAGAAAAUACAAAACACCUGAAUAGAAAAAUAGUUAGGUAUCACAACUUUUAAUAUUAGGCAUCACAGAAUUUUUCCUUGUAUGCAAUAUUUUAAUAUUCUUAAUAAAAUUGAUCUCUUUAUUCUUU
Diuraphis noxia (Russian wheat aphid) is the source of this 2817-nucleotide messenger RNA. RefSeq names its product erythrocyte membrane protein band 4.1-like yurt (gene yrt). Gene Ontology annotation, cellular component: cytoskeleton. Lineage: Eukaryota; Metazoa; Arthropoda; Insecta; Hemiptera; Aphididae. Gene Ontology annotation, biological process: actomyosin structure organization. The record is from RefSeq and is a predicted model, not a curated record. Gene Ontology annotation, molecular function: cytoskeletal protein binding.